GUCACAGCAGCGAGCACGACACUGACCGACAGCCGGGAAAAAAAGUCGACAUGGGGAUCGCCGCAGCCGCCGCCGCCGCCGCCGCCAUUCUUGCCCUUUGCGCCAGCGCCUCGGCGCAGUUCAAGUGUCCCGAGCCCAAGGGCUUCUUCGCGGAUCCCGAGCAGUGCGACCUCUAUUACGCCUGCGUCGACGGCCAGCCGGAGGAGAGGCUCUGCAAGGAUGGCUUGGUCUUCAGGGACGACAAUCCCAAGAAGGAGCUUUGCGACGUGCCGGGCAACGUCGAGUGCGGCGACCGGACCGCUCUGCAGGAGCCGCAUCCAUCGGCAAUGUGCCCGCGUGCCAAUGGAUACUUCAAGCACGAGGAUCCCGCGUCCUGCGAUAAAUUCGUCAACUGCAUCGACGGCGUCGCUCAAGUAAUGCCAUGUCCACCGGGUCUCGUCUACGAGGAGAAGAAAUCCGGCUGCGUGUGGGCGCCGGACGCCACGCGGCCGUGCCACGACGCCAAACGCGAGGUUCUCGACGACGGUUUCAGCUGCCCGGUCGGCGACGUCAUCGGACCCGGCGGUCGCGUGCUGCCCCACCCGACGUACCCGCAUCCCGAGGACUGCGCCAAAUUCUACAUCUGCCGGAACGGCAUGGUGCCGCAGAAGGGUCAGUGCGAGGAAGGCCUCGUCUACAACGAGGACAUCUUCAGGUGUACCGAGCCUGAAAUCGUUCCUGGAUGUGAGGACUACUACAAGGGCAAAAACUAGGAUGCGCGAGGGAAGCCGAAGCCACUCUCGAGAGACGUCACACGUGACCGAGCUGCUGCCGCUGCUGCUAUGGCUGGGACAGCUGCGUCCAACUUGUAGUCGCUAAGCUUGCGCUUCGUUGCGCAAUCGUUCUCUUUCAUUGCCACACUUUGAACUGAGUUAUUUACCCGACGGCCGACUGAAAAUUUCUAAAGAAAGUUACGUGCAACUUCAUUGAUGUAGCCAAUAAGUUAUUCCAUAUGUGCAUCUUCGAACUAUAUACUACUUCGCACGAAUUAUAUACAUAAGUAACUUUAUUUAUAA
Phymastichus coffea is the source of this 1055-nucleotide messenger RNA. RefSeq names its product protein obstructor-E-like. The transcript is spliced from 4 exons. Bases 51 to 752 code for a protein of 233 amino acids. The record is from RefSeq and is a predicted model, not a curated record. Lineage: Eukaryota; Metazoa; Arthropoda; Insecta; Hymenoptera; Eulophidae. Gene Ontology annotation, molecular function: chitin binding. Gene Ontology annotation, cellular component: extracellular region.